Molecule: messenger RNA, 3827 nt
Organism: Cydia fagiglandana
Lineage: Eukaryota; Metazoa; Arthropoda; Insecta; Lepidoptera; Tortricidae
Product: probable phosphorylase b kinase regulatory subunit alpha
Exons: 18
Coding region: 81-3809 (1242 amino acids)
Biological process (GO): glycogen metabolic process
Cellular component (GO): phosphorylase kinase complex
Molecular function (GO): calmodulin binding
Source: RefSeq, a predicted model, not a curated record
ACAGAAGAUUAGACGAUUUUGCAAAAAUGCUGCGUUAAAGGUGUAUUUAAAAACAUAUACAAGUGAAUUAGCGGUCCACGAUGAGGACUCGUAGUAAUUCCGGAGUUCGUCUAGACUAUUACCAAAGGGUAGUGCAUAAGUUGAUUUUAGAUCAUCAACAACCUGUUACUGGAUUGUUCCCCGCGAGCCCAGACAAUGAUCAUGCAUGGAUCAGGGACAACUUGUACUGUAUAUUGGCAGUAUGGGGCCUGUCCAUGGCCUUCAAAAAGAUUGCAGAUCAAGAUGAAGACCGUGCCAAAACAUAUGAGUUGGAACAAAGCUGUGUUAAAUUAAUGAGAGGUCUAUUAAUGGCCAUGAUGCAACAAAAAGACAAAGUUGAGAAAUUCAAAAGUACUCAACACCCCCUGGACUCUUUGCAUGCCAAGUAUUCGUCCACCACUGGCCGCACCGUGGUCAAAGACAAUGAGUGGGGCCACCUGCAGGUUGAUGCCAUCUCCCUCUAUUUGCUCAUCCUUGCCCAAAUGACAGCAUCAGGCUUGCAAAUUGUGUUUUCACUGGACGAGGUUGCUUUUAUUCAAAACCUAGUGUUUUAUAUUGAGUCAGCUUAUUGCACUCCUGAUUACGGUAUCUGGGAGAGAGGUGACAAAACAAACCAUGGGUUGCCAGAGUUGAAUGCCAGUUCUAUUGGCAUGGCAAAAGCUGCUCUUGAGGCUAUGAAUGAGCUGGACCUGUUUGGAGCCCGAGGUGGCCCCUCUAGUGUCAUUCAUGUAUUAGCUGAUGAAGCCCAGAAAUGCCAAGCAGUGUUACAGUCCAUGUUGCCCAGAGAAUCAAAUAGUAAAGAGUUGGAUUCUGGCUUGCUUUCAAUUAUAAGCUAUCCAGCAUUUGCUGUUGAUGACCCACAGUUAAUAACCAAAACUAGAGAUACCAUAGUCAAUAAACUACAAGGAAAGUAUGGCUGUAAAAGAUUUCUUAGAGAUGGUCACAAGACACCGAGAGAAGAUCCAAAUAGGUUGUAUUACGAGCCUUGGGAGUUAAGAAUGUUUGAGAAUAUAGAAUGUGAAUGGCCUCUAUUCUUCUGCUACUUAAUUUUGGAUUAUUGCUUCCAAGGAGAUAAAAACAAUAUAUCAGGGUAUAUGCAGAAGUUAGAAAAUUUAAUGAUAAGGAAAGAGGAUGAUGGAAUAAAGUUGGUGCCAGAACUUUACGCUGUGCCACCAGAGAAGGCUGAUCUGGAACAGUGUCAACCCGGAAGCCAGGAGCGUAUACCUCUGGGCCGUUGUCCUUUUAUUUGGGCCCAGUCUUUGUAUAUUUUAGGGAAGCUCUUACAAGAGGGUUUCCUAGCAGUUGGUGAGUUAGACCCAUUAAACAGAAGGUUGUGCUCAGAGAAGAAGCCGGAUGUAGUGGUCCAGAUCGUCAUCUUAGCCGAGGACAACGAGAUACGGGACAAGUUGAUAGAAUAUGAUCUGCACGUACAAACAAUAGCCGAGGUGGCGCCUAUAGAAGUGCAACCAGCUAGAGUGCUCAGCCAUCUUUACACAUAUUUAGGUAGAAACAAAAAGCUUGGACUUUCUGGAAGGAAAUCUCGAGAUGUUGGUAUACUCAGCACAAGCAAACUGUACUCGUUGAAUGAUAGGAUAUUCGCCUUUACACCACAGUUUUCUGACAUGAAGCGUUUCUACAUUGCUUCCGAUUAUGAGCUGAUGGUUGACACCCUCAAAGCAGAAAUUAAUUUCCUGAAGUCAUCUUGGCAAAACCUUCUUGGCCGUCCACUUGUUGUCUUGACUUUAAAUCAAACAUAUUUAGACCAGGGUAAAAUCCCUAUGGCCAUGAUUACAACAAUGAAGAAAUUGAAGUCCGGAUACAUUAAUGGUACCCGCGUGACUUUAGGAAAUCUGGGAGACUUUUUAAGCACAUCUGCCAUAACCAAUUUGAGUUUCUUGGGAAGUCAAGAAGACGGUUAUCCAGAUAAACUCAACCCGCAAGUGCAGAGCUACCUGGAAGAGCACCUGUUGAGGUCGUUCAGCAACAAGCUGAGCUUCCUGUCGCGGCCGGCGGGCGCGCCUAACGCGCGCAUGCUCAAGCGGCGCAUGUCCGUGCGCGGCGCCAUCAAGAAGACGCGCUCCAUCAAUGUGGACUCGGAGACACUUGGCAUGGAAGGCGAGUACGUGGGUCCGCAACUCGAGAGAAAGCCAUCUUGGCUCGAGGUAGACACGAACUACGGCCGCAGCCCGUCUCCUGACGAAGCCAGGAGGAAAUCUAUCACCAAGGGCACUUCUACAACCGGUUUAGGCGUCGGCUCGAUUACACCCACGGACGUCGUCAAAGAGAAAUUACCCACUCCGCCCAAAGAACAAGUGCCUAUAAACAAGAACAUCCCUGUCAUCGUCCGCAACCGCACCGCGUCGGAGUCCCAAGGAGUGUCGUACGCGGAGCAGGAAACCGACGAGCUGGUGACGAUGCUGCGCGAGACCGAGAGCUUGGACGAGCAGGGCGACAUCCUGCAGUACUUGGUCGACACGCACGGUCUUGAGUUCAAUACCGGCAUGACAGAGAACGGAAAAGCUGUGACAGUGAAAGACCUCCUCAAAGCUCUAUACGAGAAGGCGUGCACGCAGAAGCUGUGGGGUCUGGUGCGUCACACGGCCGGCAUGCUGGGCAAGCGCGUGGAGGACCUCGCCAAGGCCGUCACGGACCUGCUGGUGCGCCAGAAGCAGAUCACGGUGGGCAUGCCGCCCAACAACGAGCACACCAUCACGGCCCCGCUGCCAGAGAACGAGCUGAGGCAGUUGAUACAUUUGGCAUAUGGCGACGACGAGAGUACGGCGAUGCUGACACAAGAGCUCCUCGUGUACUUGGCCAUGUUCAUAAGGACAGAGCCGCAGCUCUUCCUGGAGAUGCUGAGACUGCGCGUCGGACUCAUUAUUCAGGUAAUGGCCACGGAACUGUCCAGAACGCUGUCUUGCGACGGCGAGGAGGCAUCGGAGCACCUUCUUAACUUGUCUCCGUUCGAAAUGAAGAACUUACUGUAUCACAUCCUCAGCGGAAAGGAAUUUGCCAUCAACAGUGCGAAUUCUCUGUGUGUAAUAAAGGAGAAAUUCGCCAAGAUGGGCCGCGGAAACUUCUCGAUCGUGAGCAACAAAUCGCACCGCUACGGCAAGAAAUCGCAAAUUAUCUUGGAGUCUGGCCAGUCGCUCCAGGGCAACAUUGAGGACAUCCCGCCGAUCGUGGAGCCGGACCGGCAGGGGCAGUGGCUGCGCCGCCGCCGACUGGACGGCGCGCUCAACCGUGUGCCGCGGGACUUCUACCCGCGCGUGUGGGGCGUGCUGGAAAAGUGCCAAGGUCUAGUCAUCCAAGGCAAAGUGCUGCAACCGAAUUUGACCCAAGAGAUGACGUCCGGAGAGUUGAAAUUCGCGCUCGCCGUCGAGACGGUGCUGAACUCCAUACCCCAGCCCGAGUACCGGCAGCUCGUGGUAGAAGCGCUCAUGGUGUUGACCCUCGUGGUGGAGUAUAAGGCCGUGAGCCACCUGGGCGGGACUAUUACGGUGGAGCAUCUGGUGCACAAGGCUAAUCAGAUAUUUUUGGAAGAUCAGAUGCGAUGCAACGGCGACGCGACGCUGUGCUGCGCAAAGGCGGACGGGGGUGGGGGUGGAGGGACACUGCUGUGCGGCGGCGCGGCGGGGGUGUGCCAGCACCUGUACGACUCGGCGCCCAGCGGCUCGUACGGCACCAUGAGCUACCUGGCGCGCGCCGUGGCCGCGCUGCUGGCCGAGCGCCUGCCGCCCGGCGCGCCCCUGGAGUGCGCCAUCACGUAGGCCGCGCCACACGGCCGA